Messenger RNA from Euleptes europaea (tarantolino), 1304 nucleotides. RefSeq names its product RAB15, member RAS oncogene family (gene RAB15). The coding region runs from base 53 to 691 and encodes 212 amino acids. The transcript has 7 exons. Gene Ontology annotation, molecular function: GTPase activity; GTP binding. Lineage: Eukaryota; Metazoa; Chordata; Lepidosauria; Squamata; Sphaerodactylidae. Gene Ontology annotation, biological process: Rab protein signal transduction. The record is from RefSeq and is a predicted model, not a curated record.
GGCUGGGAUGGCAGCGGGCUUGGCGCGGGGCUGAAGCCGGAGCGGCCCCGCCAUGGCCAAGCAGUACGACGUGCUCUUCCGCCUGCUGCUCCUCGGGGACUCGGGCGUGGGCAAGACCUGCCUGCUGUGCCGCUUCACCGACAACGAGUUCCACCCGUCGCACAUCUCCACCAUCGGAGUUGAUUUUAAAAUGAAGACCGUAGAAGUAGAUGGGAUUAAGGUCCGAAUACAGAUAUGGGAUACUGCAGGUCAGGAGCGAUACCAGACAAUCACUAAGCAGUACUACAGACGAGCCCAGGGAAUAUUCUUGGUGUAUGACAUUAGCAGUGAGCGCUCCUACCAGCAUAUAAUGAAAUGGGCCAGUGAUGUGGAUGAGUAUGCUCCAGAUGGUGUCCAGAAGAUCCUCAUUGGCAAUAAAGCAGAUGAGGAAGAGAAGAGGCAAGUAGGCAGAGAGCAAGGCCUUCAGCUGGCUAAAGAAUAUGGCAUGGAUUUCUAUGAAACAAGUGCCUGUACCAAUUUAAACAUCAAGGAGUCUUUCACUCGUCUGACAGAGCUGGUUCUGCAGGCCCAUAAGAAGGAGCUGGAUGGACUCCGCACAUACGCAGCUGACGAACUGAACCUGGUUGAGCUGGAAGAGGCAGCAAGCAAGCCAGAUGGUACAGAGCAUUCUCCCAAGACCUGUUGGUGCUGAAGGUCUCCCAGUGUGUGCGUGCACGUGUUCUCUCUCUCUCUCUCUAACCCCCGGUGCAGGCAGAAAGGCUGCCACCUGGAGAGGAUUGGCUUGCUGUGCUCCAUCCUUCUGGUCUUUGGUUGCCUGCCUGCUUGCCAUCUACCCUGCUGGAUCCUCUUUGGAUUCCCUGGUGUUUCUCUUGGUGAUUUCUAUUGUCCCCAAAACUCCCUGGAUCCAAAUCUCUUCAGACGGCUUCCAAUAUGCAGAGCAUCACCCUUCCAUCUUCAUGGAAGGGCUGCGGUUUGCAGUCAUAUCUGAGGUCCAUCCAGCAGUCUUUCAGACCCCAGAUGAUCUGCAGCUGGGCCCUCUCAAAUUGGGCAAGGUAAGCCAUUUGGUUCUGCGCCAGCACAGGGCCCAGCCUGACCUCUCUGAACAGGGCCCUCAAUGAGGAAAAUGCUAACUAUUGUCCAGGCAGGCCAUUUGCUAAUGCACCAUCUAUAGCAUGACUGCAGGUGGCUUGUUAAGUCUUUCCUCAACAUACUUUGCUAUUUCAGUAUCUGACCUAAUGUUUGUGCAACUUUGUGCAGCAUUCUGGCAGGUCCUGAGCCGUUAGUGAUGGGGCUUUGUGGCUGUC